AUGCCAAUUGAAAAAUCUUUUCAUCACAGAGCUACUCUAAAACAAACAAACAAAUCAUUCAAGUCUAAACAUGCCACUAAAAGCGAAUUAAAAGAUAAAUCGAAAGGUAAAGUCAAUAGAGUUAAUGUGAAAAAAGCCACCUCUCGCUUAAGAAUUUCAACAAAAGUUGAUCGUCGAAAUGCUGCAAAAUUGGAACAACAAAAGAGACGUGAAGAAAUAAUUAAAACUAAUAGAUUUUUUGAAGGAAAGCAUGGUGCACCCAAAAUUGUCGCUGUUAUCCCAUUAUGUCCUGAUGUUGAUGUCUUUUCUGCCGUAGAAAGUAUUUAUAAGGGUAUGGAGAAACCAACACCAUCAACAAAAAAAGGAAUUGCUUUAUUAAAUGCUGAUCGAUUUAAACAAAAGAUACAAUUUAUCAUGUUGGAUCGUAAUUUUAUUGAUAUUUUAGAUGCUUGUAAAGUCGCUGAUUUUACCAUGUUUGUACUUUCGGCAGAAGCACAAGUUGAUAAAUUUGGUGAAUUGUGCCUUAAAGCAAUUCAAUCCCAAUGUGUUCCAUCCACAAUUACAAUUGUUCAGAAUUUAGAGAAAAUUUCAGUAAAAAAACGUAAUGAAGUGAAAAAAUCUCUUUUAAAUUUUAUUAAACAUUACUUUCCUGAAGAAGAAAAAAUUCAUGAAGCUGUCAAUGUACUUCGUACUAUCUGCACUCAACAUCCUAAACAAGUUUCUUGGAGAAAAAAUCACCCAUAUAUGUUAGCAGAAGAAGUUGUAUACGAGCAAAAUGGUAACGAUAAUAAGGAUCUUGGAACAUUAAAAGUCACCGGUUAUGUUCGUGGGGUUCCUUUUUCUGCGAAUAAAUUGGUUCAUCUACAAAACUUUGGCGAUUUUCAAUUACAUCAAAUUACUUCCAGUCCAAUACAAACUAAUGAUAGUAGAGAUAUGAAGAUAUUAAAAUCUUAG
Molecule: messenger RNA, 954 nt
Organism: Entrophospora candida
Lineage: Eukaryota; Fungi; Glomeromycota; Glomeromycetes; Entrophosporales; Entrophosporaceae
Source: the annotation of a GenBank genome assembly